This is a messenger RNA of Ambispora leptoticha, 308 nucleotides long. NCBI's taxonomy places the organism in Eukaryota, Fungi, Glomeromycota, Glomeromycetes, Archaeosporales, Ambisporaceae. The record is from the annotation of a GenBank genome assembly.
GAAAUGUGGGAUCAGGAAAAACAUCAUUUAUCCACAUUUGAUGAAAUUAUUUCACGAUAUAGAGUCAGACCAGCUUUCUUGCGUCCCAUUUGGGAAGCAACUGGUUUUCUUUUAGGUGCAGGGACCGCAUUUGAAUUGAUAAAGCUUAAAAACAGUGAGGAAAUCUCGGAGCUCUCUCAGAUAAUUCAAAAAUUUUGCGAUGAUGAAUUACACCAUCUUGAUACCGCAGUUGAUCAUGAUGCUCAAAAGGCACCACUUCAUGGCCCAUUGACUGUUAUAAUCAAUAAUGGAUGCAAAGUAGCAAUAUG